CGGUCAAAUAAGUUAUGAGCUCACAAAAUGUGAUAAAAGUUCAUAAAUAUUAAUAAAAGCUGCAUAUAUUUUGCAAAUAUCUUCGUGAAUGUGAAAAGUUCGCUCAAUAUAUUGCCACCUAUAAUUUGGUUAUAUUAUUUUAAAGUACAAAAUGUUACAAUACUGAUUGCAGGACGGAGGACCAUCCAGAUAUCUGGGAACAAUGUUGAAGGCUGGGACUUUGUUUGAUAAUGUUAUCAAAGUGACAUAAUCACAAUCCACCAUAGUUCCAUUCUAGCAGAUUAUAGUUGCUUACUCACAAUGAUGACCUCGGAGGAGUCUGACUCACUAGGCACUAUACCCUCGGACGGCCACCCCGAUGACGCCACAGCAUCAGGAACCGAAGAAGCGCCAUCAUCGAUGGUGUCAAGCGAGACGGAGUCGGAUGGCAGCAUCUUGUCGGAAAGCCAUCGCCAUGAUGCGACGGACGGAGCGCCGGCAGACGCCAGCGAGGCCAGCUUCACCGACCCGGCAAUGAACUCCCUGGACAAGGCACUGGGACCGCUUGCUGACGUGGGCAGCACAUUAGCUUCCUUGGUAUCGACUAGAGGCUCAAUGUUACCUUGGGGUCCCAACAAAGGCGCGAUGGUGCCGAUGGCGGACUCCGACUUGAGGCCGGGAGAGUUUGUGAUGCGGCUUCUCUUCACCGAGUUCACUGUACAGGCCGAGAGGAAGAUGGAGGCUGUCAUGGCGGAACCUAUGGAGAAGCCCCUGAACAAGACGCUGCAGCGGGGCGAGGACCCGCAGCUGGACCAGAUCCUGUCGGCCUUCGGCACGGUGGCGGAGCACUGCCUGCCGUCGCUGCUGCGCGCGCUGUUCGGCUGGCUGGAGCGCCAGAUGGCGGAGUCGCCGCAGCUGGCCGAGCAGGCCCGGAAGCCGCACCAGGACUCGCGGAACAAGAGCAUCAUCUACAUCGUGUCGGGCAGCGGCGCGGGCGAGCCGGCCGAGCGCAGCGGCGAGGAGCUGCGGGCCGAGCGCCGCGACUUGGCCGUGGAGUUCCUGUUCUGCCUGGCCCUCAUCGAGGUGCUGCGCCAGCUGCCCUUCCACCCCGGCCACGAGGACCUCGUGCAGUACAUCGAGAACGUCGCCUUCAAGAGGUUCAACCACAAGGAGGGCUUACAGUCCAACCCCAACGCCGCCAACGUGCACAUCAUAGCGGACUUGUACGCGGAAGUUAUUGGCGUGCUCGCUCAGUCGCGCUUCGCGUCUGUGAGGAAGCGGUUUACCGCGGAAUUGAAGGAAUUGAAAAGCCGCGAGCCGUCGCCGCACACGACGCAAAGCAUAAUCUCACUACUGAUGGGCAUGAAGUUCUUCCGAGUGAAGAUGGUGCCCAUUGAGGAGUUCGAAGCUUCCUUCCAGUUCCUGCAGGAAUGCGCUCAGUACUUCCUGGAAGUGAAGGACAAGGACAUCCGCCAUGCGCUAGCGGGUCUGUUCGUCGAGAUACUCGUACCUGUUGCUGCGACUGUCAAAAACGAGGUUAACGUUCCCUGCCUGAAAAACUUCGUGGAGAUGCUUUAUAGUCACACCCUCGACACGAGCACUAAGUCCAAACACCGCCUGGCACUCUUCCCAUUGGUGACUUGCCUACUCUGCGUGUCACAGAAGCAAUUCUUUCUGGCCAACUGGCACUGCUUCUUGGCUAUGUGCCUCUCGCAUUUGAAGAACAGAGACCCUAAGAUGUGCCGGGUGGCUUUAGAAUCCCUGUAUCGCCUUCUCUGGGUGUAUAUGAUACGGAUUAAAUGCGAAAGUAAUUCGGCGACACAAUCUCGGCUUCAGAGCAUCGUCAACUCCCUCUUCCCCAAAGGAUCUAAAGGAGUUGUGCCACGGGAUACCCCAUUGAAUAUAUUUGUCAAAAUCAUACAGUUCAUAGCCCAAGAGAGGCUGGACUUCGCCAUGCGGGAAAUUGUAUUUGAUCUCCUCAUGGUUGGAAGGCAGAUUAAAAUUAUUUUGACUCCUGAGAGAAUGUCUAUUGGACUACGAGCUUUCCUAGUAGUGGCGGAUAGCUUACAGCAAAAGGAAGGGGAACCCCCUAUGCCCCGAACUUCUGGCACCCUCCCUUCAGGAAACACACUACGAGUGAAAAAGACGUUUCUGAAUAAAAUGUUGACGGAUGAAACCGCUAGAUCAAUUGGGAUGAGCGCGUACUUUCCGUACGUGAGGCGAGUUCUAGUGGAAAUCCUCAGAGCGUUGGACGCGCACUACGGGCGGCCGCUCAUGCUGACCAACACCCAGAAUGUUACCAAGGAACAAGAGAUCAACACUGGUGAAAGGAAACCGCGGAUCGAUCUGUUUCGGACGUGCGUGGCAGCUAUCCCAAGGCUGAUCCCGGAGGGCAUGAGCCCUGGCGAGCUGGUGGAGCUGCUGUGCCGCCUCACCGUGCACAUGGACGAGGAGCUGCGCGGCCUGUCGUUCCAGAGCCUGCAGACCCUCAUCGUGGACUUCCCCGAGUGGCGCCAGGACGUGCUGGCGGGCUUCACCCAGUUCCUGGCCAAAGAGGUUCAAGACACGUCUCCUCAACUGGUCGAGAAUGGUCUGCGUAUGCUGCUUCAGCUGGUGACCAGUUGGAAGAACGGUGAGCCCAGCACAUCCGCUCCGCCCAAGCCCGAGCCCCUGGCGUCUGUGAUCCGGGGGACCGAAGCCCUGGGACUCGUCAUGCUUUGCCAGUGCAAGGCGUAUCCCCGACGACUGGCGGUCCAUAUUCUCAGAGAGACGAAGUACCUGCUGGAGCGGUUGCAGCUGACUCGCGACGAGCCGGCGCUCAUCGACGCGGCGGACCGCCACGUGGCGCACUUCGCCGACAAGUGCUUGCCCGUACUGCCACCCGCGGAGAAGCAAGCCGUGCUGGCGGCCGGCCAGCCCGACCUCGUGUGGCUCGGCGAGCGCAGCCACGCCGCCUGGACCGCGGGUCUACAGCACGAUGAUACAUCUUCCAAGAAUAGUUGGAGUGGCAGCUCUACCAACGGCGCAGAUCCGUGGGAGGUAGUACUGUUUGGUCUUCUGGAGAGGAACCGCGUGCCCGCCCAGUGCCCCGCCACUGUACUCCAGGCGUGGCCAAUUCUGCACGCGCGCAUACAUGCGCUCUACACCAUCAUAGAACCCGCGCCGGUGAGCGACAACCGCGCGUCGCUGCUGUCGCGCGGGCCGGCGCCGCCGCGCAAGCCGGAGAAGGAGCGCGACGGCUACAUGCAAGUGUGGAAGUAUUACAUGACCAUGGCGUACCUGGUGGUGCCCGCCGUGCCCAGCCCCGUCGUCAGGUGUGCCAGCCCCGACUUGAGUUUAAGCUCGUCGCCGGACUCGCUGAGCGAGCGCAGCGGGGGCGAGGCCCGAGGAGCGUCGGCGGCGCCCAGCUCGCUGCACAAGCUCGCAGUGCCCCUGGCGCGGUGCGAGGUCCCCGAAGUGAGAGACGCGGCCGUAGCGGCGUGCGGACACAUCAACCCAGACGCGCUGAAGGACCUGUUCGAGGAGCUAGUGCCGUUGCUGCGUGAAGCCGUGGAUCGCAAGCAGGAGAACAUGCGGCGCCGUCGGCGGCGCGACGCUCUGCGGCUCAAUCUCAACAAGAUGCUGCUCAUCAUCGCGCAGCGGAAGACCUUCGCGACCAGCUCGUACGCGCUGGAGGGCGGCGGCUUGCAGCCCACCGUGGCGGAGUACCUGGACGGCGCGCGCCAGUGCCUGGAGGCGGAAGGCGACAAGGAACAGCGCCUCACCUUCGCGGACUUCGUCACGGAACUCAUCAAGAGCUUCCCGCUGGAGAUGUCCGGGUCGUUGCUGCGGCGGGAGUUGUGCCGGAGCCUGUUCGCGCUGUUCGCGGGCUGGUGCGGGCCGCUGGGAAAACACCUCGGCACCCUGGUACCACAGCCUCAGGCGCCGGAGGUCGACGACCGCCUCAAUCUGUCUGCGUUAAAGGCAAUGAGUGCACUGGUAUGUUGCGGACCCUGCUUCGCCCCGACCGCGUUGGCUGAGGACGGUUCUCUGUACCCGUGGCUCAGCGAAAUGUUGUCUUCAACCAACGAUAAGACGUACGAGCUGGCCCGGGAGACCAUAGUGCUCCUCUUGGACUGCAACCCGGACAUCGGGCCUCUGCUGGACUGGACCGUGGACAAGUGUUUCACGGGGCCCGCGCGAGUCGCGGACGGCUGUUUCAUGGCGCUCGCUACCAUAUUCAGCGCUCGGGAGUACCCGUGCGACCACUACACCGCCAUCAUCAACGUGACACUGAUGUGCACGGGCUGCCCGCGGGCGCCAGUGCACGAGAGCGCUUUGCAACUGCUACAACUGCUGGACAAACGCUUCUUCGGCAGCAUCGGCCCCCUGCCCGCAGACGACGACACCAGUUCGGAGAAGGGUCGCGGCACUCUCGACGUAUUGCUGUGCACUACCUACUGCCGAUCACAGCUCUAUCUAUCCCGGCAAUUGUCGCAACUACAUCCCGAACUAACAAUGCCAAUGUUUUCUGAAAUCACGGCGCGUUUUCAAACGGCCCGUACGGAAGUGCGCCAGCUAUUGCUGCAAUACCUACUUCCCUGGCUCGUGAACAUUGAAUUGGUGGACCCCAACGUGCCGCCGGCGAACCCGCUCUCCUACAUACAGUACUACGCCGCGGAGGCGGGACGCGCGGGGCGCCGCGAGGGCCUGGGCUCCGUGGAAGCCACGGAGAUGGUGCUCAACAAUCUCUUCUACAUCACCGUGAAGUUUUCGGACAAUCACCCCAAGGAAAUAGAGGAGCUGUGGUCCACGUUGUGCGCAUGCUGGCCGAACAACCUCAAAGUGAUCAUCCGGUACCUCAUCAUUGUCUCCGGGAUGGCACCCAACGAACUGCUACCAUAUGCUAAACGAGUUGUCCUCUACCUCGCGCGGUCGAGGCCCGAGCGACUCCUUGACGAGAUGAUGACAGAGCUACAGACUGUGGAAACAUUGAACUGCCUCAUCGAAAGGACGGAGACGCCUCCAUUUUAUAGGCUCACCUCCAUGCGCAAGGCCACGUCUGGCCACAGUGACGGCCCGGGCACCGGAUCACAGGACGCCACGGGGCGCACGGGUGAGCUGGCCCCGGUGGAGAAGGGCACCAUCCACACGAAGCGACACAGCGGAGAAGACCCUGCUAAGGCAUCCAGCGCCAAGACCGACAUACCCAUGCGAGCGCAAGACAAGCGCGCGUCUGCACCGCCGUGCGCCACCCCGCCCGCUGAGGACGAACCGCUCGCGCCCUCGGACGGCGACGCUACCCCCACGGGAAUGUGCAGCGAGUCCGCGGGCGGGGGCAGCGCGCCGGGUACGCCGCUGGAGCCCCGCGUGGACGCUUCGCAGCCGCGUCCGCUGCCCAUGCCGGAAUACGGCGGCUUCUUCGCACUCCUCACUGAGUAUCUUCCGGACACCAACCAACCCGUGUCUGGCUUCCAUCGGUGCAACGUAGCCGUCAUGUUGCUGUGCGACGUGGUGCUCGACGGCGUCGAGCUUGACUGGUCUAUCCACGUGCCGCUGAUGCUGCAUAUCGUCUUCUUGGGGAUGGACCAUACCAGAUGGAUAGUCCACCAGCACUGUCGGCAGCUGCUGCUAGAUCUGCUGGUGGCUGUGGCGGCGCACCACGACCACCUCACAGUGGCGCGCGUGCUGCUGGCGGCCCGCUCCGCACAGCUUCGCCUGGGCCUGCCGCCGCCGCCGCUGCCGCUCGUGCCGCACAACUUUACAGAACCAGAUGCAGUUUUUGACAACUUUCCUCAGUGCGGCCACUCUCCGCGCUCACACGUACGGUCCCUCUCGUCUGAUCCGCAAGUCACACCUGAGGGUGAGACGGACAACUACCCGUCGCUGCCGGUGAUCGUGACUGGCGAGGCAGAGGCCGAGGCGGAAGCAGAGCCCGCUGUCGCCGAGCUGCCCGUGGCCGACGCCAUCAAGUCGCUGGUGCACUACCUGGCCAGUCGGCCCACGCACAUGCCGCUGUGGCAGUACGAAGACAUCACUGCCAAAGUGUGGACACUCCGCAGCUGUCAGCAAAUGUCGACCCUGCUGCGGCACACGCUGCGGAUAUUCCGUGAAUCUCUUCCGCACGCGCUCAUCUCCGAGCGCUGGGCGCAGACCGCUUUGCAACUCGGCCUGUCCUGUCCUUCGCGGCACUACGCGGGCAGAUCACUGCAGGUAUUCCGUUUUAUCGGCGUUGCCAUGACCGGCCGCAUGGUGUCAGACAUACUGUCCCGGCUGGUGGAGACCGUGGCAGAGCAGGGCGAAGACAUGCAGGGCUACGUCACGGAGCUACUGCUGACUCUGGAGGCGGCUGUCGACUCACUAGAGUCCAACUUCAGGCCGCUAGACUACAUGAGAGACAUUUUCAAGUCUACUCCUAAUUUAAACAACAAAGAUGGCGGCCCACAACCGAACGGCAACGCUUAUGCCGCUGGCAAACGAUCGCCAGGCGUCUGCGUCGGAUGCGUCAGUAACCACACUCGCAGUACAAGCUACUCGGUGUCAUACUGCAUGCGCAAGAGCAACCCGCCGGCGGAAAAGCAACCCCAUGAAGCUCGCCCCCCACGAUCAUGUGAACCCGCGAAGGGCGUGUGUUCCAAUCUGUGUCGGUCGAGGUCUGCCCAAUCGCUGAAACUUUUGGGGGAUUCAGCUACACAGGAUGACAAACUGACAAUCUUGGCGACGUUAUUCUGGGUGGGAGCGUCUCUACUGGAGUCUGACUAUGAACACGAAUUCCUACUGGGAGUCCGCCUGCUGUCCCGGGUCAUGGCCCGCCUGCCUCUGGACAGACCAGAUGCGCGGGAGCGGUUAGAUCGCACGCAGGCGCACGGUACCCACGGACCUGCCUCGCUGCAUUCACUCCUGCUAAAGGGCUGCACGCACCCCAACACGUACGAGGCCGUGGUGGGCGUGCUGGUGGACACGAUCCCGCUGCUGGAGCUGCCGGUCAUUGACCCCACGCAGGCGCUCGCCUUCCCCAUGACCGUGGUGGCGCUGCUGCCGCACAUGCUACUCCACUACGAGGACGCCAGCGAGCUGUGCGUGCGCGCCGCACGCCACAUCGCGCAGUUCACGUCAGAGAAGAGCAAGAAGCUGGAGAACCUUGGCACGGUGAUGACGCUAUACUCGCGGCGCACCUUCAGCAAGGAGAGCUUCCAGUGGACUAAGUGUGUAGUCAAGUACCUCUGGGACACCUACUCGCACCUCUCGCUACAGAUGCUGGCCUUCCUCGUCGAGGUUCUGGAGAAGGGUGCGGUAAACCUGCAGCUGCCAGUGCUGUCCAUUCUCCACUGCAUGCUGUACUACGUGGAGCUGAACGCCCCGGCGGCGCAGCCAGUCAACGCGGACUUGCUGCGGGCUGUCGCCAAAUUUAUUGACCAAGACGGCAACAACUACAAGGAGGCAAUGAAGAUCCUCAAGCUGGUGGUCACCCGAUGCUCCACUUUGGUGGUACCACCGCACUGGGACCACACAUCCUCUGUUCUCGACGCUGACUUGCACGGAAAAAAGGAACUGCCCGGCCGCACGAUGGACUUCACGUUCGACCUGUCGCAAACACCCGUGAUCGGUCGCAAGUACCUGCCAAAGAGUGGCAGUCAACCCGCCACUGGACCCAGCUCACUGUCCAAUGCAUCUAGUGCUACACCGGAUAAAGGGUCGUCGACGUCGGGCUCCGCGUCAACGGUGGUGGGCGCGGAGGCGAGCGGCGCACACGCAGCCCAGGCGCACAGCGCUGCGUCGCCUCGUAGGUCACUGUCGCUGUCGCCUGCCGACGCGCAGGCCGCCGGCUGGAAGAGGCCGUGGAUGUCGCAGAGUCGAGUCCGCGAAUGCCUCGUCAACCUCCUCACCACUUGCGGACAACGUGUCGGCUUACCAAAGAGUCCAUCUGACGAUUUAAUUACCACUUUAUGUUCCAAGGUGAUCUUCAGUCAGAGUUCCGAGUUGUUGGAGAGGGAAUCUUCAAUGGCAUCCUCUCUGGAAGAGGUGUCCGGUACUCCGGGAAACGAGCCAUCCGGUGGAGCUCCGCCGACUGACCACUUUGGAGUGUUUAAGGACUUUGACUUUCUAGAGUAUGAAAGUGAAAGUAUUGAGGGCGAGAGUUCAGACAACUUCAACUGGGGCGUGCGUAGACGCUUGCUGAGUGAAGAACGCGAAGAGGGUGGAGUGCCCGAACGUAGUCCGCCGCCGCACCGCUCCAAGCACGACCACGACGCGCCUCACCACUCGAAGACGGGUCACGAGGACUCGUCUGACGAGGAGGCCGGCUGGGAGGAGGGCGCCACUCGCGGAGAAGGUGGAGAGGCUGACGCAAAUACAGCGCACGAGCUUGCUCUGCGAGCACGUGCACACUCGCUCUCAAGUGCGUCCAGUGGAGAGCCCGAUGGUGAACGUGGUGACGUAACGCCGGUGCCCAGUUCGGCAGCGGGGCCGGUCCGGGAUUCUUGGCGUUGCUCCGUAGCUGCGCUUUUGCGCCACGCCGCGCAUUCGCCGCCCAUGGCUCUAGUGCACCGGCUACAUACAGUACUCAAGGAAGUGACCUCAAAAACGAUCUCCGUGUGCGGCGAAGGAGCAUUGUUAUCUGGCGUCGGAGGUGCGGGCGAGCUGGCCGCAGUGCUGGAGCGACUGGGUUCUGAAGAGCCACCGCUGCUAUGGGCGGGCCCUGCGGCGGCCGAUUGCGCCCGCGUGAGGGACGCCGUGCGGUACGCCGCGCUUGAAAUAAACGAACACCUCGAGACUUACUUUGAUCGACGAGAACACGCGCUGGAAACGCUGGAGCUUUCCCGAAGCGCAGAGGAAGCAGGCCGCUGUCUGUACAAGUUGAUCUUCCAACUUCUGUUACUGCUGGAAACAAACAACAAGAUGGUGGUCGCAGUCUACCACGCCGCGCUUGACAAUCGCGGCGUUGAGAUGAGCGGCGCCGUGCUCACAGUCCGCGCCGCGCUGGCCGCGCACCUCAGCGACUCGUGGGCCGAGCACUCGCCCGCGCCGCACGACGACGCGCGCCUUCUGCUGCUCAUGCAGAGACAAAGGUGGGGCGCGGCACUGGCGCUGGUGCGGGACCGCAACGCGGAGCGCAUCCUCGAGCGAGGGGAACUACCGGAGGAUGACGUCACUAGCCUGCUUCACGUGUACUGCAGGGGACUUGCGCAGGCGCAGCCCGACAUGGUGGCCAUCACGCGGCCCGUCAACGAGCUGUCGCAGAACCUGUCCUUCAUGAUGGAGAGCCUGUACAAGGUGUCCGUGUCGUUGCAGCGGCAAGAGUUCGGCUGACGCCGCGCGCGCCGCGCGGCCGCGACUCUCGCGCCCCGGCGACGUCCGCGCUACUAGUUACCA
Messenger RNA from Pararge aegeria (speckled wood butterfly), 9330 nucleotides. RefSeq names its product protein furry (gene fry). Gene Ontology annotation, cellular component: cell cortex; site of polarized growth. NCBI's taxonomy places the organism in Eukaryota, Metazoa, Arthropoda, Insecta, Lepidoptera, Nymphalidae. Bases 301 to 9267 code for a protein of 2988 amino acids. The transcript has 58 exons. Gene Ontology annotation, biological process: cell morphogenesis; neuron projection development. The record is from RefSeq and is a predicted model, not a curated record.